Molecule: messenger RNA, 1191 nt
Organism: Auanema sp. JU1783
Lineage: Eukaryota; Metazoa; Nematoda; Chromadorea; Rhabditida; Rhabditidae
Source: the annotation of a GenBank genome assembly
AUGGGAAAGGAAAAGAUCCAUAUUAACAUCGUCGUCAUCGGACACGUCGACUCCGGAAAGUCUACCACUACCGGACAUCUCAUCUACAAAUGUGGAGGUAUCGACAAGCGUACCAUCGAGAAGUUCGAGAAGGAAGCUCAGGAGAUGGGUAAGGGAUCUUUCAAGUACGCUUGGGUACUCGACAAGCUGAAGGCUGAGCGUGAACGUGGUAUCACUAUUGAUAUCGCCCUCUGGAAGUUCGAAACUGCCAAGUACUACAUCACCAUCAUUGAUGCUCCAGGACAUCGUGAUUUCAUCAAGAACAUGAUCACUGGAACUUCCCAAGCCGAUUGCGCUGUUCUCGUCGUUGCUUGCGGUACCGGAGAAUUCGAAGCCGGUAUCUCCAAGAACGGACAAACCCGUGAACACGCUCUCCUUGCUCAAACUCUUGGAGUCAAGCAACUUAUCGUCGCCUGUAACAAGAUGGACUCCACCGAGCCACCUUUCUCUGAGGCCCGUUUCACCGAAAUCGUCAAUGAAGUCAAGUCCUUCAUCAAGAAGAUCGGAUACAACCCAGCUACCGUCGCCUUCGUCCCAAUCUCUGGAUUCAACGGAGAUAACAUGCUCGAGGUCUCCACCAACAUGCCAUGGUUCAAGGGAUGGGCUAUCGAACGCAAGGAAGGAAACGCUUCCGGAAAGACCCUCCUUGAGGCUCUUGACGCUAUCGUCCCACCAGCUCGCCCAACCGACAAGGCUCUCCGUCUCCCACUCCAAGACGUAUACAAGAUCGGAGGUAUCGGAACUGUCCCAGUCGGACGUGUCGAGACUGGAGUUAUCAAGCCAGGAAUGGUUGUUACCUUCGCCCCACAAAACGUCUCCACUGAAGUCAAGUCCGUUGAAAUGCAUCACGAAUCUCUCCCAGAGGCCGUCCCAGGAGACAACGAGAAGGUUGACCGUCGUUCCGGAAAGAAGGUUGAAGACAACCCAAAGUUCCUCAAGUCUGGAGAUGCCGGUAUCGUCGAGCUCCACCCCACCAAGCCACUUUGCGUUGAAUCUUUCACCGACUACGCUCCUCUUGGACGUUUCGCCGUUCGUGAUAUGAGACAAACCGUCGCUGUCGGAGUCAUCAAGUCUGUCGACAAAUCUGCCGGAGGUGGAGGAAAGGUCACCAAGUCCGCCCAAAAGGCCGGAGCUACAGGAAAGAAGAAGUAA